CAGUUUUAUCUUAAUAUCAAAACAUUCAUUCAAAACAUUAAAUCGCAAUUAUUACAUUCAUGUUUUUUUCGCAGUUUGUUCACUUCGAACAGACUAAUGAACAUGAUAAACGUUAACGUUACGCCAGUUCAGUGAUUAGUUAAUGUGGUGGAGCAAAUUUGUUAAGCAAUGUCGUCCAGAUUAGUGCAAUUUCAGAAUAAGUUAACAGCUUUACACUAGUUCUGACUUUGAGCUGCUGUGUAACUGAAUUGCUUAAUUAAAGCUAUAAGAAAGCUUUAUGAGUCUUAUCAAAGAACUCAAAAAUAAUCAGUUAUUUGAAAUAUGGGAAUACCACUUGAAGAAGGAAAUGAAGGAAAUUAUUCUUAACAAAACUUUCAAGGCAGAGAGAGGAGAGGCAGAAUAAAACAAGUUUCGACAUAUCUAUAAUUAAAAAAAAUUAAACUAUGGAAUGACAGGGAGUUAAUUUCUUCAGAAAAUUUAAACCUAAUAAUUAGGACUUGGGUCUUAAUGGUAGCCUGUAAGCAAGGCUUGGCCAUGAGUGGUGGUGAUCACCAACCGUCAAAUGGACCGGAUCCUACCCAUUUUUUCUUGUAAGUAAUCACUGUCACUGAUGGACAUCAACAAAACUAGUAGCACAGCCAAGUUGCAGCCUGCAGUUACCACUUUUUUAAAAGCACCCAUAAUGUAUAUAACAGAUAUACCUAAUUAAAAUUAUAUUGUUGAUUCAGAUGAAUUUUUCAAAUGAUCUGGUUAUUUUAAAUCAUGGUUCCCACAGUAAGCCAUAAUACAUGUGAGAUACGACUCCCUUCCAAUUCUGAGCCCCGAUGGUGCUGCUAUGGCAUUUUGCCAACAUUCUAAAAUUAGAAUUCCCCUAGUUGCUUUUAACGCUGGUUUGUUAGUAUUUACAAUAAUGACUAUGAGAAUCAAAACCUCUGAAAUUACGUCGACAAGGAAAACCGCUCAUUAAUAUAAUAUACUUUUUUGUAUGGUGUUAACUUGUUGGCUCAAUUAUCGAUACUCCAUACUUUUACAAAUAAAGUAAAAUAUAGAAGUGUGUUUAGUGAAUAACAAGUUAAGUAUCCUUCUUUCGAAUCAAAAUGAAACAAAGAUUGGGCAUUGUUUUUUUAAAGUGAUAUUGUUAUGUCAGUAGAGUGAAAUAGACUAUAUGAGUCGAUUAUUAUCAAAGGCGGCAAUCUGACUUUUGGACAAUGAUUGGUAAAUCACAUUCCCGAUCCUGCGGACAGAAUGGAAAGCAGUCGACGUCGCCCAAAACACGUCAUCUCGGAUCCUCCCGAUCCACUAACGGUGCUUUUAGGUACUUCAAGCACCGGUCACCGUUCUCGUCGAACCCGUCGCUUGCGACGAAGGGCUCGACGAGUAAAUUAACUCUCAGACACAGCCCACUGAGUUUCUCGCCGGAUCUUCUCAGUGGGUCGCGUUUCCGAUCCGGUGGUAGAUUCUGCGAAGCACGACUCUUGCUAGGGUUCGUGUUAGCAACAUCGUCAGGUUUGAGCCCCGUGAGCUCACCUACUAAAGUUAGGCUACGCUGAAAUAGCCGCUAGGGCUAUCAGCUUAGGUAGGAAAAAAAAAAAAAAAAAAAAGGUAAAUCAGAAAAACGAAUUAUUGACUUUGUAUUCCAUUGGCAGUCACAAAACUCUUCGGAACGACAUCUUAGAUAAAUAACAGGUAUAGCAACCCUAACGCCUGCCGCGUCGGCAGCCGCGUCUGAUCGCGCGCCGCGACCAAUCAGGGACUCUCGUUGUCGGCUCCCGGCGCGAUUCAAAGAGUAGCGACCGAGGGGCUUUCCUUUUGGCAAGCCGCGCGUGCGCCUUUACUGGCGCCGACAGUUCACCCGCAACCACCGAAGCAUACACACGAGAAUACGUCCGCACCUCGCUCGCUACCAUUCCUUUUCGAACUUGUUUGUGGGACCCUCUGGAGUAUUCAUACCCAGUGCUCCAGCUGGACAACACAAAACUGGCGCCUCAACGUGGUAAAGAGGACAACACAAAACUGGCGCCUCAACGUGGUAAGGAAAAUCUAGCGGUGAGUCGACGAAUCGUACCGGUUUUGCCAAUAAAAUUGUGAACUCAUGAUCAUGGUGAACACUCGAAGUGAUAACCGUGCUAGCCGAAAUCGCAGGGAUGAUGAUGCAACGGACCCAUCGUCUGUCCGCGUCCCGCGAUCGGUCUCCCCGAGCGCGUCCGCCGCCCAAGAAAAUGGCGCCGGCGACGCCUCGCGCAUAAUCUACGAGUCCUUUCGAGAAGCAUCUACGAGCGCGUCUCCCGCCUGCGAAAUCGGCGCUGCUGACGCCUCGCGCUCCAAUCACCACAACCGAUCCGGCGACAGCCACGUGGCCCCCGCCGAAGCCACCUUCUCCAGCGAGCACGUGUCAACAAUAGUAGAGGCACUACAGCGGAGCCAAACAGAGGUUUUGAAAUCAUUAUUUGAAACGAUACGGCACAACACAUCAACACCAGUGCCCGCAUCACAUGCACACGCGAACUUCGCCCGAUGUACCGCGCGCUUUAGUGGGACUGCAGAUGAGUCGCUUGAUGCCUUCCUGGAUGCGGCUGAGGCGUAUCGCGACUGCUCCGACAUCUCGGAUGAGAACGCCGUCCGGGGAUUGUCCAUGAUGUUGUGCGGCGACGCCGCCGUCUGGUGGCUGGGUGUGAAGUCCUCCAUAUCUUCGUGGUGCGAUGCCGUAUCAGCCCUACGAGACGCUUUCGGUGAUCGCAGACCUCCACACCGUAUAUACGCUCAACUAUUCAAACGAAGUCAACAAAACAACGAAAGAACGGACCGUUUCAUCGCUGCGACGCGCGCUCUUCUCGCGAAGCUACCUGCCGGCGACCUAAGCGAGAAAGUCCAGCUGGACAUGAUCUACGGACUCCUCAGCCGCCGCGUACGGGAGAGACUUCGCCGCGACGAAGUAAGUUCAUUCGACGUGCUCUUGCAAAGAGCGCGCCAAAUUGAAGUCGCGACGGACGAACUUCGCUACGAGCACGAUGCCUCAAGACCGACGGGAGAAUUAGCAAGAAAACCAUACGAGUCGACGACCGGCACCGGACGCACCCGCCCUCCGCCAGCAGUAGCAGCGCGCACGGCCGCGUGCGCUCCGAGCGGCGCCGCCCCCGGCCACGAGCCCGCGACGCAGCCGCCGCUCGUUCCCGGAACGCCGCGUGUAUUUGACUCCGUCGAAAGGAAGCGACGCCCGAAAUGUUCGUAUUGCCAUUUCUUCGGUCACGAGAAGAACCAGUGUCGUAAGUUAGAUUCAAAACAAGGUGAUCAAUCUCAUACUAACUUAUCUAAAAAUAAAACUCACUCAAAAUCUAGUGAAAGUGAAAUUAAAAGUGAUCAGUCAUUUUAUUGUGUCGAUUCAAAAGUGUGUUUUAAAUUUGAAAACGACAAAUCAGUAAAAGACCGUAUUCAUAGUUCUAAUUUAGUGCAUGAAACUUGUAUACCUAUUUUGCCAAAUAGUGAUGCAUGCACUGAUACCUACACACAGUAUAAACAGCGGCGAAUUCCACAAAAUUAUAAUUUUGCUGCCCAUAAUUCAAAUCGUUCGCGGUUUAAGGUUACUGAUAACAGUGAUAAUGCCGAUCGAGCUCGUAUUGAUCGCCCAGGUUCUUCUCGAGAAAAGAACCACAAUAUCACUGCAUGCAACACGAAAUUCAUAACAUGUAAUCGAUCGAGUGACGAUCGCAAAAAUAAUAAUAGUCUGAGCGAAAACAUUACUCAUGUUAACCCUUCAGCCGCCACAACUGAAAAUGUUAACUCUUUGGUUGUCGAACCUAAAAAUGAUAAUUUUUUUUUAAACAAAAGUAUUCAUUUAGAUAUGUUUUCUGGCGUCGACGGACAUCUUUGCUGCAAUGCCAAUGCAAACUGGCAAUGUCAAACAGUAACCUGCGCGGUCGCAGAGGAUUCAAAUUUUGUUCAUCAAAGAUGUCCGGGCGACAGUAAUAUUUGUACACCAUUAGUUGAAAAUUAUUGUGAUAAAAACGGGAUAAACCCGAAUUUUCCGAAAUAUGGGAAUAAGCGUGAUGUAAUGGGAUUUGAUUGUUUUUAUGGUUGCGGCGGAGAUGAUGAUCUUACGGGACCCCCUAUUGGUCGUGACGUACGGCCGAUUUUUAACAUAAAUAUACUGGGUUUUGACGGCACCGCUUUAAUAGACACAGCUGCAAAACACUGCAUCGCGGGUCAUACGCUAUACGCUCUCCUCCAGCAGAACAACCACCCUCUCCGCGUUUCCUCUCAACGAGUCAGACUUGCCGACGGUGUGGUGCGCAUUAUGGACGUUUUUACCACCACACUCGAUGUACGCCUAGAGACGACAAUUAUUUCCACUCCAUUCCUCAUAUUUCCUGAAUCCACCAAUAAUGAAACGUUAUUAGGAAUAGAUUUUAUUACCGCAGCUGGAGUAGUAAUCGACUUCAAAGAAGAGGUUUGGUUCUUCAGUGAUGAUGCGAUGGUAAAAUAUAAUCUGUGUUUCGAACCUAAGUCGCGCAAAGUUUCCUGCGCCGCUACAGACAUCCUUAGGGAUGACGAAGGUACUCACCUUACGCCAGCUGAGCGGCAAGCGCUCGCUGACGUACUGGACAGGCACGCACACAUCUUCAGAGCAGGGGGAGGUCCAACUCCGUUUGCUGAGCAUCGCAUCGAAACAGGUGAGCAUACACCAAUAUCAGUACUCCCAUACUGUUUAAAUCCUUCGAAGAAACCGCCUGAUAUUAUAUUAGGGAAAUACCAUACCCAAGACCUUACCUGUUACCACGGUAACAAAGACUCCUUACCCAAACCUGUGAUUCCUAAGAGGAAACGUGGACGCCCAGUUAAAGCUGUAGAUGUCCUAGUCCAGGAGCGAGGGCGUUCUCCAGGACUAGAGGGGGAGUAUAUAACAACCCUAACGCCUGCCGCGUCGGCAGCCGCGUCUGAUCGCGCGCCGCGACCAAUCAGGGACUCUCGUUGUCGGCUCCCGGCGCGAUUCAAAGAGUAGCGACCGAGGGGCUUUCCUUUUGGCAAGCCGCGCGUGCGCCUUUACUGGCGCCGACAGUUCACCCGCAACCACCGAAGCAUACACACGAGAAUACGUCCGCACCUCGCUCGCUACCAUUCCUUUUCGAACUUGUUUGUGGGACCCUCUGGAGUAUUCAUACCCAGUGCUCCAGCUGGACAACACAAAACAGGUUAACUAUUAACCU
Molecule: messenger RNA, 5201 nt
Organism: Bombyx mori (domestic silkworm)
Lineage: Eukaryota; Metazoa; Arthropoda; Insecta; Lepidoptera; Bombycidae
Exons: 2
Coding region: 2093-4996 (967 amino acids)
Source: RefSeq, a predicted model, not a curated record